AUGAUAACCCGGUUAAGAUUUUCAGGCUAGAGAUUGAUUAUGAUGCUAGCUCUGAAGAGGAAUUAACUAAAGAAGAAUGGUCUAUGGAGGGAGAUUCAGAUAGUGAUGGUUUAUCAGAAAUGGAGGUUGAAACUAGUAAAAAUUAUAAUAAUAUGUGGCUUGACGAAGAAGAGUAUAAUCAUAGAAACUCUUGGAGCGAUAGGAGGGAAAGUGAAGAGGAAAACAACCAGGGGUUAUCUCCUUUGAAUAAAGUAUAUAUGGUGGAUAAUUUUAAUCCCAUUAAAGAGGAAGAAAGACUACCAACACCUAAAGAAGUUACGGAGGACACAGAAGAAGAAGAUGUCGCUAAUAAUGAAUCAAGUGACAAGGUCCAGAAAGGCUUGAUGGAAUAUGAACAACAAAAGGGAAAAGAAGUAUUAUUGAAUUAUACUUCAAUGAUUCCCAACGACUAUAAAAUAGAGAUUGAAGAAAUAAAACCAGAUCCUGUAAACCAGAUAAAACAGGAAGAAAAAUUAAUAGAUGAGUUUAUCCAAUGUUCCGAGGACGAAGAAAUGAAAACCCCUGAAUCUGAUAAUAUCAAUCAGGUAGACAAAGGAAUUGGUAUUGAAAAAGAUAAACUAGUGGCAAAUAUAAAUGGGCCUGAGUAUAUCCCGGUAAUUCUCUUUAAUAAGAUGACUUCAAGAAGGCAGCAAAAACUAGUUUUUUGCAGACAAGCCCUCCAUUAUGGUACCGAAUUCUUUCUUUAUGACCACCUCACUUUUAAUGAUCAUUUCGCUAUCCAAGAGCUUAAUUUAAGAGAAGCAAUCUAUUGGGCUGACUUUUAUGGUUACCCUUUAAUUGCUAAUGACUCUGCUGAUUUGUUAAGCUGA
Messenger RNA from Dentiscutata erythropus, 869 nucleotides. NCBI's taxonomy places the organism in Eukaryota, Fungi, Glomeromycota, Glomeromycetes, Diversisporales, Gigasporaceae. The record is from the annotation of a GenBank genome assembly.